Molecule: messenger RNA, 981 nt
Organism: Gilbertella persicaria
Lineage: Eukaryota; Fungi; Mucoromycota; Mucoromycetes; Mucorales; Choanephoraceae
Exons: 2
Coding region: 1-981 (326 amino acids)
Source: RefSeq, a predicted model, not a curated record
AUGCUUGCUCGAUGUCAGCACAUAUUUGCCUUCUCAAGAAUCAAUUGGUAUACGCUUGCUAUAGGCAUUUUAAAAGAUCAUAAACGCAAUUAUUCUUAUGGUCAUGUAUCCACCUCGUCACCUUUAAUAAAGACGACUUCGGUCGAGAUAAACCCAGUCUCACAUAUACUCAAACCAAAGAAAAAGAUGAUUCGUUGUUCAGGCUUCAAGAAAUACGAUGGACAACGCUGUAAAAGAAAAGUCAAGACAACAUUAGAUACUGUUUAUUGUUUUGACCAUCAUCCUAUUCAACCCACAAAAAAAAAAAAGAAAGGACAGUUUUCAGCUGAUAUUAUAGAAUUACCAAUGUACACAAAAAAGUCAGUAGAUGAAGGAAACAAGCUAUAUGAUUGUUGGGACUUAUGGAUCAAGCCGUAUAUUAAGAAGGAAUCAAGACAAUUGAUUCGCCGAGAAAUGAAACGUCCUUUAACAAAGACAGACAAACCAGGUUACAUUUAUGCUUAUUCGUUCGAGAAUGGACCUCUUGCUUCAACAGACGCAUUUGCUUAUUUCAAGAUUGGAAGAACAGCAGACCCUCAUCGACGCAUGUAUCAAGUAGCCCAUUUGUGCAACCAUAUGCCUAAAAUCAUUGAAUUAUUUCCUAGCUUUCCUCUAGUGACAGACAGACCUUACAUGUCCACCAACUUGGAGACGCUAGAUCGGAAAAUACAGCAAUUACCCAAAUGUCCAGCAACACACCGAGUAGAACGAUUGAUCUUGCUUGAAUUGUCGUCCUUGUAUGAGAAGGCAGAUGUCAAAUGCUCUGCUUGUGGACAACUACAUCGAGAAUGGAUACGUGUCGAAAGAACAAGAUAUGCUGAUGGUACACUCAUGACAGAUCAAGAAUUAUGGACUUCCAACAUAAAACCAGUAGUUUUGCGUUGGAUUCAGUAUGGUGUUCUUGCUUCAGCUAUCAACAAAGAGAAUUUUAUUUACAAGUAG